Messenger RNA from Coffea arabica (coffee), 1554 nucleotides. NCBI's taxonomy places the organism in Eukaryota, Viridiplantae, Streptophyta, Magnoliopsida, Gentianales, Rubiaceae. The record is from RefSeq and is a predicted model, not a curated record.
AUGGAUCGCCAAGUGAUAGGAAGGGGCCGCGGGAGACCCACUAGACAACACCCGGAAGCGGGUAGAGAUAGAGAGCCCGAGGUCAACCCAGACCAAGGCCAAGAGGGCGGGACCGGAGACGGAGUAGCCACCGCUAUUAACCGUAUCACUGACGUCCUAGAGCGCUUGACUGAACACCAAGCUGCUGGACCAGGGCGCCAUCAGGGAGGUCCAGUUGAUUCCGACGAUCGGGCACUGGAAAGGUUCCUGAAGUUUGGACCCCCCAAAUUCUACGGAGGACCCGAGCCGGAAGUGGCCGAAGGCUGGUGGGAGAGGAUCACUGAGAUCUUCGCCGCCCUAAACUAUACGGAGGAGCGAAAGGAAAGUUUAGCCGCUGUGAGGAUAGAUACUUUCGCAGAUGCUGUCGAAAGAGCUCAGAGAGUUGAAGUAGCUAGAGCUCAGGUGAAAUCUUUUCAGGCUAAGGAAAGAUUUACCCCCAGCAGUAGUCGAGAGCCGACGUAUAGAAAUACUCCACCGGCUAAAGUGGGCCGAGGAACUGGCGGAGUGACUAGUCCCGGAGCACCGCGAGGUGCACUAGCAAGGGGAAUCGGGGCAAGGAAUGCAGGGGGAAGAAACAAUGGAAUUAGAGGGGGACCGGUUGGAAGAGGACAACCUAGGAAUACCUCGCAAGGAGGCCGAGCCAUAAUUCCCCAAAUGACUUGUGUAUACUAUAAGAAACCUGGCCAUACCAUGGAUAGCUGCUGGAAGAGGCAAGGAAAGUGCCUGAAAUGCGGAAGUAGCGAGCACCAAAUUUCUGGGUGUCCAAAAAUGCAGGAAGGGACUACUUCGAAUGCUAGACCAAACACUUCUGGAGGGAGCCGGCCGACAGUUCCUGCCAGAGUGUAUGCUAUAGGUGACCAACCUGUACCUAAUGCCUCGGAAGUGGUGGAAGGUACACUCCCGAUUUUUCACCGAUUAGCUAAAGUGUUAAUUGACCCUGGUGCAACCCAUUCAUUCGUUAAACCAUCCUUUAUGUCUGGAAUAGAUGUGCAACCUGUUAAAUUACCCUUCGAUCUUGAAGUUAGAACACCCAUGGGUAAUAAGAAUGUAAUCACUAGUCUGGUUUAUAAGAAUUGUGAAUUCUGGAUUGGAGAGCGUAAAAUGCUAGUGGAUUUGAUCAGUCUGGACAUAAAAGGUUAUGAUGUUAUAAUAGGAAUGGAUUUUCUAGGCUAUCAUCAUGCUAAACUUGACUGCCGAGCGAAAGUGGUGGAAUUUUGUAUACCUGGUGAAGCAACCCUGAGGUUAGAUGUCAAAGGUAGGUUAGCAUCAUCUGCUAUGAUCUCAGGAAUUCGAGCCAGGAAAAUGUUGUCUAAAGGAGCUCAAGGUUUCUUAGCUUUCUUGAUAAACGCUCCCAGUGACCAAGUGAAGCUGGAAGAUGUACCAGUGGUACGGAAAUUUCCGGAUGUUUUUCCCGAAGAGCUAAGGACUCUACCGCCGGAAAGAGAAGUGGAAUUUAAGAUUGACUUGAUGCCUGGAACGGCUCCAAUUUCUAUCGAAUGGCUCCUGCCGAACUAA